AGUCAGUACCUAUCUCUUACGUAGCAGCCUCAAAAAACACGAAAAAAAAAGGCUCCCGCCAAGAUGGGGGGCAAGAGCUCGCCAGUAGAGAAGCGCAUAUCCUUUGAAGACGGCCAUUCCAGCGCCAGCGACGAGGAUCAAAAGGCUGUAGAGGUUCUGUUCGAUCCGACCAACCCGUACCGACGUAAGAGCUCGCUCGUGGCGGCGGACGCGACACCACACAGACCGCGCAGAUCUCAGCCACAGCCCCUGCCCCACGACAGGGCCCAGUGCAUCGUCCAUCAGCUCUUCGAGGGCCAGCGGAGGGCCAGCGUGGACAAUCACCACCCCCACCGCCACGACCGCGACCAUGGGCAUGCCCACGGCAUCGAUGCCUCGGAGGAGCGGGGGUUGAAUCGCAUUGUGGAGCCCAAGGGCGGCGGCGGCGGCGGCGGCGGCGGCGGCGAGGGCGGCCCUGGCCAUGUCACGCCUCGAAACGGUGCUGCUUCCAGUGCCAGCGCCAGCUAUAAGCGCCGUCUAGACUUCCUCGAGGUCCCCAGCGACAGCAGCGACGCCGGUCAGGUCGACGAGAAGCACUGGCAGCAGGGCAUCUCCCAGUCCAAGUCCGAGAUGGACAUCGCGUCGCAGCACGAGGCCCUUCACAGCCGCCUCCUGACCAAGAAGCAGCUGAGCGAGAUGGCAUGGGGCGUCCGCGAGCUCAGCAGGCGUCUCGGCAGCAUGCGCCUCAAGUUCAAGGUCAAGACCAUCUUUCUGCUCACCAAAAUCUAUGAUGAAGACCUGAUCCCCAAGACCCGCGACCUCACCCGCUGGCUCCUGGACAAGGACCGCGACGUGAGGUACACUGUCUACGUCGAGCGGUCGCUCAAGGACAACAGCCUGUUUGAUGCCCCUGGCCUCCUGGAAAACUUGCAGAAAGAAUACAACUCCACCGGAGAUCCCGCCGACGAGGAGGCCGGUGCCAAUCUGUCGCGUCGGCUGAGGUACUGGGACCAGGAGAUAUGUCAAACCCGGCCCCAUACCUUCGACUUUGUCAUCACGCUCGGUGGCGAUGGUACCGUCCUUUACGCCAGCUGGCUCUUCCAGCGCAUUGUGCCACCCGUCUUGAGCUUUGCCCUCGGCAGCCUCGGCUUCCUCACCAAGUUUGACUUUGACGAAUACAAGGAGACCCUGACGACAGCAUUCAACCACGGUGUCACUGUGGGUCUGAGGCUCCGGUUCGAAGGCACCAUCAUGAGGAGUCAGAAGAAGAAAAAGAAGCCAGUCCUGACUGCGCCCGAGACAGGAGAUGCCGAGUCCGUCCAGGACGAGCCCAAGCCUGAUCUGGUGGAAGAGCUAAUAGGCGAGGAGAAGGAGGAUGAGCACACACACAGGCCCGAUGGCACAUACGAAAUACUAAACGAGAUUGUCAUCGACCGCGGGCCAAACCCAACCAUGUCAUAUCUAGAGAUAUUCGGCGACGACGAGCACUUCACAUCCGUCCUAGCGGAUGGUAUAUGUGUGUCGACACCUACAGGCUCUACAGCCUACAACCUAGCCGCAGGUGGCUCGCUCUGCCACCCAGAGAACCCGGUGAUGCUGGUGACGGCCAUCUGCGCGCAUACGCUCUCCUUCCGACCCAUCAUCCUGCCCGACACCAUUGUGCUGCGCGUGGGCGUGCCCUACUGUGCCCGGACGGGCUCGUGGGCCAGCUUCGACGGCCGCGAGCGCAUCGAGCUCCACGCGGGCGACUACGUAACCAUCAGCGCCAGCAGGUACCCCUUCGCCUCGGUCCAGGCGCCCGGCCGCCGCAGCGAGGACUGGGUCAACAGCAUCAGCGGCAAGCUCGGAUGGAACACGCGACAGAAGCAAAAGGCGUACAGCAAGUGGGAUGCCUGAACGCGCGUACGCCCACGCAGACGAGCCGAUGCCCACGUAACGCACGGCGUAAACGAGACAGGUGUCUUGUAAGAAUAGACCUAGUACCUACCCCGUCCAUCGCCUUCCCGCAACUCAACCAUGUACAUAGAGCAUAGAUAAUGAACAAGAGUCAGGUUUCAUCCG
Molecule: messenger RNA, 2040 nt
Organism: Gaeumannomyces tritici R3-111a-1
Lineage: Eukaryota; Fungi; Ascomycota; Sordariomycetes; Magnaporthales; Magnaporthaceae
Product: ATP NAD kinase
Exons: 3
Coding region: 64-1875 (603 amino acids)
Biological process (GO): NAD+ metabolic process; NADP+ biosynthetic process
Molecular function (GO): NAD+ kinase activity
Source: RefSeq, a predicted model, not a curated record